This is a messenger RNA of Pseudophryne corroboree (corroboree frog), 3738 nucleotides long. RefSeq names its product transmembrane protein 130 (gene TMEM130). Bases 95 to 1405 code for a protein of 436 amino acids. The record is from RefSeq and is a predicted model, not a curated record. Lineage: Eukaryota; Metazoa; Chordata; Amphibia; Anura; Myobatrachidae. The transcript is spliced from 8 exons. Gene Ontology annotation, cellular component: plasma membrane.
AGGAAGGUGAUGCUGCUGCUGAGUGUUAUCAUCAUUUAGCUGUGUACAGCAGCCUCAGACCUCUGCUGCUGCUCCCCUUUUAUUAUCUUCUAAGAUGUCCCCUGGCUUCACCCCAGUGAUCCAGUGCUUUCUCUUUAUGACUGCUGCUGUCACCUGUGCAUCUGGACAUGAAUUUUACUCCCUGGAGAUUGCAUCAGAUGGCCCCAUAACGUCAGGUGCCCAGGCCACUGUGAACGCCACACUACUGAUAACAAACAACAGCAGGACUCUUGUUGCGGACCCGCAACUUUAUAAUUUCCACUGGAUCUACUCCCCAUUGCUGCUCACUCAUUACUCGGAGAAUGAAUCCAGCUCUGCCAUUACAGUGCGGUGCAAGGGCACAGGAUCCUACACUGUGUCAGUCUGGGUGACUGAGAGACACUGCUCUUCCUGUGAGAUGAUCGCUAAAAACACUACAGAACUCCAGGUUACAAAGAAAAUGGUUGGAUUCCUCACAGCAACACAGGCGGAAGUUAGUGGCACGUCCUUCAGAAAUGGCUUUUUCUUGGCCUCUAACAGCAAAGUGAAUUUAUCUUUCCUCAUUCAUGACCCAAGCAACUUCUUUAAAUCUGCUGAGUUCACCUACACAUGGAGCUUUGGUGAUGGAACUGCCGUUGUGUCAUCAGAGCCUUCUGUUUAUCACAACUAUUCUACAGCCGGAAACGUCAAAGCAUCGCUACAGGUUUCUGCUCAUCUCCAUGACUCCAAAUACGAAAGACAUGCCCAGAAAAAAACAGGGCGUUUCACAGCCAUGCUAACAUUACAGGAUGUUAUAAGCAAUAUCACAAUUACUGGCCCUACAGAGACCACCAUCAUGCAGAAUCUCAGUUUGUCUUUGCGUGUCUUUGGCAGCCCCCCUUUCACAGUUUGCUGGCUCAUAAAGUCAGACUGCGCGUCUUUGGAUGGAGAAGAGUGCCGCCCAGUGGUGACAAAUCACACCACCUACAUUAUAAAACACAAAUUCUUAUCUGCAGGACGUUAUUGCUUAAGUACAAAAGCCCAGAAUGAAGUCAGCAAGCUGCUAAACCAUCGCAGCAUUACAGUGGAUUCCGCAGGUGUGCACCCAGUCUGGUUUGUCCUCCCUUGUUUUUCCUUCAUUCUCAUCGCUAUCUGCUUCAUCUUCUUCACCUUAUUCAGAGCUGGCAGUAUUAGCACGCAUCAGAAAUCCUUGGUGGAGGUGGCAGAUUUUGAUUUCUCUCCAGUUACUGAGAAGUACCAGGCACUUCCAGACUACAAGGAACUUCCUGCCGGGAACCUGUGCUGUACUUACUGCAUUACUGACACUAAUCCAGAAGGCGAGCAGCGCACAGAAACGCAGCCUCUUUUACAUACACUGACUACACCAAUUAGAAGUUACAUGCUGUGACACUGGUUUAAUGCUGCUACUGCCUAUUUUAGUGUUGCCUUAAUGAGCUAAAUGAUUGACAUACAGCUCUGUAUUGUACACUCGGAACUUUACAUUGUAAAUUCAUUAAAUAUUCAAUACAGCUAUGAAUGUGAAAACAAGAUGAGAAUAGGUACAUUCAGAGCAUUUCAUGUGCUUCAUUGCAGCUCAGUUUGUAGGAAACCAAUUGCCGCAAAAUGUGAGCUCACAAUUAGGGGUGGAUAUGGGGAAAUGGCAGUAAGGCCACUAGGUUACAGCACAGGUCUGCAGACACUGACUGUAACCUGCAAAAGGUCACUAACUGUGUGACCCUGAGAUGGGUCACAUCAGCUGUAACAGAUGCUGUUGUCUCUUUUCCCAUUGUAUACAACUUAUCACACGCACAGAUACAGUAAGUCAUUUGUACAGCUAAUAAAUAAUAACUGUCUCAGUGUCUACUGCUGGGGUGGCCAAUCAGUCAGAGAAAAAGAGCCAAAAAAUCUUGUUAGGUACGUCAAAGAGCCGACAUCAAGCCAAAGGCCUGUGUGCAAAAAUGGGGUGUGACCUUGUGCCUGCUAGGCCACACCGCUGUUAUAAAAGACAAUGAAAAUGCCAGAUCCACAUAAAAUACAUUGAAAAAGACACUUCCACAUAAAAUAAUGAAAAAAUCCAGAUCCACAUAACAUAUAUUGAUAAAGCCAUAUUCACAUAAUACACUUCAGCUCCUCCGUGUGUCACUCCAGCCAGCUCCCCAUUGUGUCUCUCCUGCCAGGAUUCUCCUUUGUCAGUACAGCCAGCUUCCCAUUGUGUCACUCUUGCCAGCACCCUCCUGUGUCACUCCAAUCAGCUCCCCCAUUAUGUCUCUCCUACCAGGAUCUUUCUGUGUCACUCCUGCCAGCUCCCCCAUUAUGGCCUUCAUUCCGAGUUGAUUGCUCGCUAGGUGCUUUUAGCAGCAGUGCAAACGCUAAGCUGCCGCCCUCUGGGAGUGUAUCUUAGCUUAGCAGAAGUGCGAACGAAAGGUUAGCAGAACAGUGCUGAAAUGUUUUCAAGCAGUUUCAGAGUGGCUGCCGACCUACUCCUUCCUUGCGAUCACUUCAGUCUGUUUAGUUCCUGCUUUGACGUCACAAACACGCCCUGCGUUCGGCCAGCCCCUCCCCAGUUUUCCCAGGCACGCCUGCGUUUUUUAGCACGCUCCAGGAAACCGGUCAGUUACCACCAAGAAACACCCACUUCCUGUCAAUCACUCACCGAUCAACAGAGCGACGGAAAAGAGUUGCUAGACCUUGUGUAAAACUGCAUAGUUUUGUGUGAAAGUACGUGGUGCGUGUGCAUUGCGGCCCGUACGCAUGCGCAGUUUUGCCGUUUUUUUACCUGAUCGCUGCGCUGCGAAAAUCGGCAGUGAGCGAUCAACUCGGAAUGACCCCCUAUGUCUCUCCUACCAGGAUCUUGCUGUGUCACUCCAGCCAGCUCCCCCUUGUGUCACUACAGCCCAGUAACUGGCUCCCUCAGUUUUCAGUCAUCGUAGUGCUGCUGUGUGUCUGGUUGGAGUGCACCAGUUUGCAGCAUCUGUUGUGGUCAGGUGACUGAGUGUCGGGAGCCACAUUUGAAUAAAGAAAGAGCCACAUGUGGCUCAAGAGCCACAGGUUGGCCACGGCUGGUCUACUGUAUGUACUUAGAGGGCAGUUUAUGAACUCUGGUGCCUGAGGUGACCAAACAGUAGUUUUUAAGGGGUCUAUUCAUGAAGCAGUGAAAAGAGUGGAGAAGAAGCUUGUGGAGAAGUAGCCCAUGGCAACCAAUCAGCUGCUCUGUACAGCUGAAUAGUAUGCAAAUUAUAGAUGUUACUUCAAUGCUGAUUGGUUGCCAUGGGCAACUUCCCCACUGGUUCACUUCUCCACACUUUUCACUGCUUCAUAAAUAGACCCAUGAUUUAUUGGUAAGAGAACCUUUUAUGAGCAGAACUUGUGAUUGACACUUAUAUAUUCACUCUACCAUUACGUAAUGGCCUUGGAUUGUGUUUACAGUCAAUGGACAUAAUAUGCACUAACAUAUCUGCCAAAUUUUUUCCACAUAUAUGAUUUCCACCAGUAAGAAAACCAAACAAGAUUUGCACUGUAAGCCAACAUCAUGGGGCAUUUUCAUAGAAUGUGGAACUAGGAUAUAUAAAAUUAUAUAAUGCUGUAUUGAUACAAUGUUACUAACAUUAUUGUACUGUUGUAACCAUUAUUAUUAUUAUUAUGCCUUUGUUGUUAUUAAGGGCAAUUGCCCAUUCACCCGAUAUUGUACAGAAGCUGUAAAUAUGUGAUGACUAAGAUUAUAAACUUUGGAGUAAUGGCUGA